UAUAAGUCACCACGAUCACCUCUUCUCAAUUCGCCAGCUAAAACAUCUCAUUUUGAUUCUACCCAAACAAACUUCUCAAGCUCCUUUCAACUCCAGCAUAAGGACGAUCAAAGAUGUGGUGCCAAAACUGCGGCAAAGGACGCUCCCACUACCACAGCAUGGGCAGCGCAAAAGCAAACUACUGCCAACGAUGCCGAAGCAGGGGAACACAGACUCCCACGUACUGCAAAUUCUGCGGGGUCAACAGACUCGAGUAUUCCUCAACAUGCGAUGCUCAUUACGGGAACAGCAUCAGCAAUCCUGCAAGCCCGACCUACAGCAGCGACGACGACGCCUCAAGCGAUGGCGCCGGAUACGCUACCGAUCUGAGCAGUCCCAGUCUCAGUCCGUCCCCUAGUCCACCCGCGAGUGUAGAGGAGCGGGUGCAGUGCAGCCAUUGCGAGCUGUGGUUUUCAAGCGAGUUCGAAAAGGAGUAUCAUCUUGAUCGAAAUACGUCUGGCUGCAGCGAGCAUAAAGAGUGCUUCCCGAGCAGUCAGGAGUAUGCUCAUGCAAAGGAACAUUGGCACAAUAAGUGCUUUGUGCCUGGGUGUGAUGAAGACUGGGAGAUGGAGGACGAAGACGUUGUUGAGCAUGUUUGGGAGGAACAUACGGCGAGGGGAUGAGAUGUAAUUUCGAGGUGUUCUCUCUUUUUUCUCUCUCUCUCUCUCUCUCUCUCUCUCUCUCUCUCUCUCUCUCUCUCUCUCUCUCUCUCUCUCUCUCUCUCUACUUUUUAUCUUCUUGAUUUUCUUCUGUUAAAGCGUUGACGGGGACACUGUAUAGCAAGUGAGGUGAAGUAAAGUUUAGUUGUUAGAACAAUCUCAUCACUACGCACCACACUACUAUCAUCAUCAUCAUCAUUAUCCUCAACGUUAGAAUCACCAAAAAAAGUGAGUGAUGA
Messenger RNA from Periconia digitata, 937 nucleotides. The record is from the annotation of a GenBank genome assembly. Lineage: Eukaryota; Fungi; Ascomycota; Dothideomycetes; Pleosporales; Periconiaceae.